Messenger RNA from Cyclocybe aegerita, 468 nucleotides. NCBI's taxonomy places the organism in Eukaryota, Fungi, Basidiomycota, Agaricomycetes, Agaricales, Hemipholiotaceae. The record is from the annotation of a GenBank genome assembly.
AUGGGCAACCUCAUUUGGCACGAGUAUUCUCGGUUCGUCUCGAUUACUGCAACUGUUUAUGCUAUUUGGGCUGGAUUCUUCGGCCUCUUCUACCGCAAAUUCUUCUGGGACUUUGUGGGCGGUACUUUGCGGGAUCCUGGAGGUCUUCAAGCUCCUCCCGGCGCCGCAAUCUUCGUCUCUCUCAUCAUCAAGGCCCCCGUCAUCCCCAUUAUGGCCAUGAUUCUGGGCAUGGUCAUCCUCUGCAUAGAGAUGCCACUGCCUGCUAUCAAAGGCCUGUCUCUUCACCGCAGUCUGGUCGUUCGGGUCAUUCUCCUCUUGUUCCAAACUUUCUUGACUAUACUAUUCUACCAAGGCACCAAUGCAGCCAUAUGGUCGUUUAUAGCGGCUGGGUGUUACAUCCGUGCCAUAAUGCUUGGAGAAGAGAUGGCAGAAGCCAAAGGCAACCGCGGUAGAUCAGGUCAAGCUUGA